Molecule: messenger RNA, 4976 nt
Organism: Patella vulgata (common limpet)
Lineage: Eukaryota; Metazoa; Mollusca; Gastropoda; Patellidae
Product: E3 ubiquitin-protein ligase Midline-1-like
Exons: 1
Coding region: 419-2008 (529 amino acids)
Molecular function (GO): zinc ion binding
Source: RefSeq, a predicted model, not a curated record
UACACUAGACAGUAUAUUUAGAGGUUAGAUAAAGACAGUUCACUCACGGGAUUCUUGGGGGAUUCAGGUGUUGGAUAUUUUUUUAGUGCUAUUCGUGUUAAAAGACAUGAAAUAUAGAAGUGGCGUUGUAAUUUAUACCUUUUGGGAAUUAAGGGAACGGUGAAAAGGAUCGUGGAUAUUUUGUUCCGCAGGUUGGCAACGUUCAACCAUAUAUCUUCGCGAGCUACAAAAUACAUGUCAUAAGUUGAACUAGAUUUUAUACAACAGUUAUUGUUCCUUUUUGACAAUCGACUGACAUGUAUUUUGCUACUCAUUGUGUAAGAUAGAAUUCGAAUCAACUGUUCAACAAACUCAUUAUUGGAAAUAUUGAAUUCUGUAUUUAAGAAGUGUCUCAUUUUAAUGGUAGUAAAUAUUCAACAUGGAGGAUCAGGAAGAUAACUGUAGUAUCUGUUUAAACAUCUUCACAGAACCCAAAACUAUCGAUUGUGGACAUAGAUUUUGUGGAGACUGUCUGGAGGAUUAUUAUACCAAGAAAUGUUCUAAAAGCAAAAACUUUCCCUGCCCACUCUGUCGGCAUAAUGUGGGUGUUCCUGUAGGAGGCAUCAAAAUGUUUCCGUCGACAAAUUCCAAAAAAAGAAAAAUCGAACGAAAAUCUGCGUCCAGUGUUUCCGGAAUAGUAAGCCUUCCAUCAACAAGUUGCAGUACUGAAGGGGAGGCAAUGCAUGUCGUGUCUGAUCAAACUGAGAAGGUUAUUUUAUGCGAUGCCUGUAAAUCGUGUGAUAACGAGAUAUAUAAAUGUAUUGAAUGUAAUAAAUAUAUGUGCUGUUCUUGUAAAAAUACACACCAUGACGUAUUCUUUGCCGAUCAUCACGUGUUUAUUGUACAGCAUCAAGAUAAACAGACACGUGAAAGGAUAAGGCCUUGUACUCAACAUACACUGGAAAAAUUAGAAUUGUAUUGUAAGGAUUGUAGUGUGGCGGUCUGUAAAACAUGUCUGACUCAAGCUCAUCAAGACCAUGAUACGCUGGAAAUAUGUGACUACAGGGAUGAAGUUGAACACGAAUUGUUGAGCUUGAAAGGCGAACUGGAAUCAAAAAGUUCUGAAUUCGAAAAAUAUGUUGGUGAAGUCAAAAAGAAGAUUAACUCAAUGAAUAAAUCUGCUCAAACAUCUUGUUCUAAAAUUGAUCAACAUGUUAAAAACAUCUGUGAUGUCGUCUUCCAGAGAGGAGAAACGUUAAAGAAAGAUUUGAAGAAAACGCUCCAAGAGGAAGAACAGAAGAUGAAGAAGAUCGUUGAUGGUACAAAAGACAUGAUUGGUCGCAUGGCUAAAAUAGCGCAGAACAUAACAGAUAUUUUGAUUGGUGAUUGUGUGUAUGAUAUAGUAGACGUGUUAACUAUGAUGAGACGCCAACGAGAUGAAUUGGAAUCACGUGACCUGGUUAGCUUGCAUGACGUCACAAGUAAACAUCACACCAUGGCCAUGGGGGUAAAUUAUGACUCUCUUUUUAAUAUUGUUGGGGAGUUCCGGGUCGCAAGACAGACGACGACUACGUUGAAGCACGGUUUUAAUUAUGGUGUAUUGAAAGAUAGGGAUGACUAUGAUAGGCCUACUGUGAACAAUAAGGAGAACGAAUGGGUUUAUGGUCCCGCCUUCAAAUUACAAGAUUGUUCCUUGUAUAUCAGAGUAAAAUCACAUUCUGACAAAACUAACACUACUUUUGUUUUCGGAAAUACAGAAACCCCUAAUGAUUACGUUGAUGUUGGUUUGUAUGUUGAUGUUGGAGAUAGUAUAAAUAAGUCUAGCAUUCAAAGUUUUACAGUUAAAGCUGACAUGAAGUUGAUCUAUGUGGAUAGUGGGUCCAAACACAAAGAGGCAAAGACUUAUCCUUCCACUCAGACAUUUACAUCGUCAAUUGGUGUACUGACCUGGAAUAAGGUUGGGUUUUAUCGUGGAAGUAAUAUAGAGUGUACCGCUACAGUUGAUAUAACCAUGACCACAGUUAUAUAAUUAGACUUUGGAGACCAUACUACUAUGGAAGUAGUAUAGCUUGUUUAGUUGAUAUAACCAUGACCACGGUUAUAUAAUUAGACAUGGGAGACCAUGCAUUAGAUAAAGUGCAAAACUAUAGGACACAUGUUCAGGACACCCGUCAGUCUAAUAUAUCAGAUAAUCAAGGAUGUGUAUAUAUGUAUAUAUCCAGGGUAACACAAAGUACAUGCCUGAGGUAGGGUGAACCGUGUAGUGAAAAUUUUCCCUACAGAAAGAUAAGACUCGAUACGGCGAAUGUGCACGCUUCAGUGGCUUGUCUCGAAGUGAUUUCUGACUAAUCACGCAGUAUGAUAAUACUCAGAGCUAGAGUCUAGAAACUAUAAAUAGCCAUCGCACGUGCAAUUCUCUACACAUCUAUCAACUACUACAGCCGUAUAAAUCUAUUGUUGACGAUUCUGAAUAGCAGUAAUAUUUAGCGUUUUGGUUAUUACAGCAGCUUUAGAAAUUACGUUCUUUUUAUUUUUUAAAUUGCUUUAUCAUUAACUGUACCGUUAGGAGCGGCAUCUUUUGGUUUAGUACAAAUAAUAUCUCUGAAACACUUGCGUUAGGCAAGAACAUGAUACUAGCAGUAGUUUCAUUUUACUUUUACAAGGUUCUUAAAACAAUUGUUGAGUUGUCUAACGUGCUUUCUGUUAUGUUUCGUAAAAAAGUAGUCUUAAUUAUCACAGCCUGUCAAACAGACGUAGAAUGGUCGGUAGACUGGUUAAGCGAGACUAAUUUCAAAAUAAGGGCACGUAACCUAUUUUUUACUCACAAGUGCCCAGAUGUUAUGGCCGACACCCGUAACCAUCUUUCAGUGUAUUAUUUAUGGAUGGUUAAAUGGUCAUAGCUUAUUAAGUACAACAUGACCGUUUAUUUAGUGACUUUAAAUGUUUGAAACUGAUUUAAGGCUUGGUAUAUAUAUAAAUAUUGUGGUGUAAUUGUCGAGAUAAUUGGAUAUAUUUAUUUAUGGUGGGUUACCCUACCAGAGAAAACCGCUGGAACCCAUGGACAUAACUAAUAUCCACCUCAGAAGAAUCAUGAAUUCCACAAGAACGACGAUCACCACACCCAAGGUAGACCUUAGCCAACGAAAGUGCAGUUUUGUAGAAAAAAAAGUUUAUUAAAUGCCAAAACAUUUUUUUCGGAUUUGGUUUUUACUUUAUAAGUUUACGUAGUUAUUACUGUACUGAGAUGUAUCAAUAUUAAGGUAUAUAAAAUUAUGACACAUGCUAAUAUACAUUAUUACAAAGAUAUAUCUUAUAAACCUAAUUGUCGCCGCCCCUGUCCGUCCGCUCGUCCACAAUUGUUUGUGGACACUCUACAGGUCACAAUUCUUAUCCGAUUUUGACGAAACUUGAAAUAUAGGAUUAUCUCCAAAAGACCUCGGUUGCUUUCGAUAUUGGCAUGUAUCGGAUCGAAACUUCAUGGAUUAUGGCCCCUCUGUAGAGGUCACAAUUCUCAUCUGAUUUUGAUGAAACUUGACAUGCAUGUUUAUAACUAAAAGAUCUUGGUCCCUUUCGAUAUUUGCGCAUAUCGGAUCGUAACUUCCUGAAUUAUGGCCCAUGAUUGUAUGAAAAAUCACGUUUUAAACACUCUAGAGGUUACAAUUCGUAUCUAAUUUAAAAAAAAACCCGUUUGAAUAUAUCACCGUUACACCCUAAUGAUUGUUGAGUUCAAAUUUCGUGAAAAUCGGACCAAAACUGCCGGACAAAAUGACCGCCCUCGUAAAAGUACGGUAUAUCAAGGUUGUGGACUCUCUAGAGGUUACAAUUUUCACCCGAUUUUGAUGAAACUUGAAAUGCAUGUUUAUAACCCACAGAUCUUGAUAUUUGCGCAUAUCGGAUCGUAACUUCCUGGAUUAUGCCCCUUGACUGUACAAAAUUUAGAGGUCACAAUUUUUAUCCGAUUUAAAAAAAACGUGUGAAUAUAUCACCGUUACACACUAAGAUCUUGGUUCCUUUUGAUCAUCGCGCAUAUCCGAACGGAACUUCCUGGAUUAUGGCCCCUGAUUGUUCGAAAAAACUCAUUUUUAGCUUGCGGAUUCUCUAGAGGUCACAAUUUCUUUCCUAUUUUAAAAAAAAACGUUUAAAUAUAUCCCUAUUCCACCAUAAUGAAGGUUGAAUUCGAAUUUCGGGAAAAUUGAAAUGUAACUGCUUAAGAAAAUGGGCGCUCUUGGAUGAAACUGAAAUGUAUGUUCAUAUCCCAAAGAUCUCGGUUCCUUUCGAUAUUCGCGCAUAUCGGACUAUAUCUUCCUGGAUUAUGGACCCUGAUUGUACAAAUAUUUACAUUAUUUUUCUUUUAGCUCGUUCUCUGUCCAUCUCUUGCAGGGCGUAUCUUGCAUGGCAACCGCUUGUUUACCUCUAAACUUAACACUGACUCACUGUUUGGACCUCUAUCAAAUUUGUAACAUUAUCUUGGCUUUUAAUUGCUCAAGUGAAGUGAAUCCAACACUAGUGUAACACGAUAGUGUUUCUCAGCUCAUGGAAGUUUUCCUAUUUUUUAACAUGGGAUCCUAUAAGACACUAGCUCUAUCCCCAAGGGGUUAACAUUUUAUCUUGGUCAAAAGUAAGAUAUAAAGUGUUAUCUAAUUUACAUAAAAUGUUGUAAUUUGUUUGUCUAAUAUCAUUAUUCAAUGUUACAAGUCCUUCAAUAUUUAUACAAAUCACACAAAAACUGAUAUUUGUUGGGACCCCUUCUUUAGAAAUAAGCCAAGAUAUUAUCGAAGCAUGAUAAGUAGAAGCCGUGUUUGAAUUUAUUUCGAUUAACAUUAAUGUUGUCUAGAGACUAUUUUGUAAUUUUAUCGUUCAAUGAAAAUAAAGCUGUAAUUAUCUCCCUUUUUGGUUACACUAGUGUUAUAUUAUGUCAUAACAAUUUACUCCAACACUACAUUUGACAUAACCCAUUGUCUGCUGCACAAGGGCAACCAGAAGCUGUACCCAAUUAA